UUAGAUGUACCAUAUAUACUCUCUUUUUUUCAGAAUGCUGGCUUCAUUUUACUCCUGUGAAACUAUAUGUAUUAUGUUCAAGGAGCAUAGAUUAAAUUAGGAAAAAUGUCUGAUAUUGAUAUAGCUGUCGACCCUCUUGAAGUUAAUAAUCAGAAAUCAAACAAUGUGAGAUGGAGCCCCACAGGUGCUGACGGAGAUGCGGACCCGUUGGGUUUAAGAGACACAGUUGUUCAUCUGGACUCUCUCACAAGAUGGAAUCUUACCUUAUUACCACUAGCAACAGAUACUGAUGAUGAUAAUCCAACUGUUGCAGAAAAUGAAAAACGGUCACCAUUUCCAUGGCGAAAUGAUCUUAAUAAUAAGAUUGUUUUGUGGAAAGGUGACAUUACAGAGUUGAGUGUACAUGCUAUUGUUCAUUCAACUAAUGAGAAGAUGACAGACAGGUCUUACAUCACAGAAAAACUCUUUGCUAAAGCCGGGCCCAAAUUACAGGCAGACAUUAAAAACAAUAUAAGAGUUUGCAAGACAGGAGAGGCUAAGAUCAGUGAAGGUUUUGACCUGUUGUGUCGUUAUGUGAUACAUACUGUAGGACCGAGAUACAAUGUGAAAUACGUGACUGCGGCAGAGGGAGCCUUAUACAGUAGUUACAGAAAUGUCUUACAGCUGGUUAGAGAAAAUUCAGUCCGUUCACUGGGAUUGUGUUGUGUUCAUUCACAAAAAAGAGGCUAUCCACCAGGAGAGGGCGCUCAUAUUGCUGUCAGAACUGUGAGGAGAUUCCUGGAGAGAUAUGGCAGUGAUGUUGAUGUUAUAAUCUUUGUCUGUGAUGAUGAAACUUAUUCUGUGUAUGAAACAGUUUUACCUCUAUAUUUUCCUCGAAAUCCACAAGAACAGAGAGAGAGUUUGUCCCGGCUCCCUGAAGAUAUCGGCAAUGAAAUGGGGGAACCAGUUAUACCAGAAAGACAAAUUAGAAUCAGUGAUAAACCAACAUUUAAUCCUGCCGGUCCACAGAAAGAAGAUGAAUUCGAGAAGACAGUAGAUUUGAACGAGGAGUUUGGAAAGUCUAUAAAUGGGUCAGUAGGUCAACAUCCCUUCGCCAGCAUGCAGGAACAUCCUGAUGACCAGAAACAGCGCAACCCAAGGACAGUAAAUGAGGUCAAACAUAUAGAACAGCAGAAAAGGUAUGAGAGGUUAUUAAAACGGGCUCGGACUGAAGAUCUUACAGAGAUUUCAGCUUUGCGUUGUCUUUAUCGGACUGGUCAGGAUAGAUUUGGACGCCCUGUUAUUGUGUUUGUGGGUAAAAACUUUCCAGCUCAUACUGUGGAUAUGGAAAAGGCAUUGUUAUAUAUGAUACGGUUAAUGGAUCCAAUUGUGGACAGAGAUUAUGUUGUCGUGUAUUUCCACACACAGACCAGUAAUGAAAAUCUACCACCUAUGAACUACUUAAAAAAUGUCUAUCAUACCUUAGAUCAUAAAUAUAAGAAAAAUUUGAAGUCAUUCUACAUUGUACAUCCUACAUGGUGGUCAAAGUUUGCAACAUGGUUUUUCACAACAUUUACAGCAUCAGAUAUCAAACAGAAAGUUCACUCACUUAAAGGUGUACAAUUUCUAUAUGCCAAGAUAAAUCCAGAUCAACUUGAUAUACCUCCAUUCGUUUUAGAUCAUGAUAUACAGGAAAAUGGGCCGAGAUAUUUUGUGCCAUUUGAAGAAGGUACCGUUGAAGAUUUGUGAUAAAGUAUAGAGACAUCUACUAGGAUAUAUGUAUUCUACAAAUAUCAAAUAUUUUAGUCUGUGAUUUUGGAAGCAAGCUUUGCUAUAUAUAUGUAAAGCAGGGGAAAAACAUUUAAUCUUAUUGGAUGAAAUUUUUUUAUAGUAUUUAUGGUCAGACUGAUUCUUUUUUUUUGCUCUUUUAUCAGCGUUUUAGUCUUAUCAUUUGUAGCUUUUGUAUUAUUGAGAAAGCAGGGGCUCUAACUAGAGCAAGGGCUUUAACUAUAUAAGGCUUUUUGUAUCGGAGUUAUUGCUCAUUGCUAUACUAAUGCAUUCCAUGGUAGUUUGUUUUGAAAGAGUAUUUUUUGUGAUUUCUUUAAAGGAACUCCACUGAGGUCCAAAGCCCAAAAAUAUGUAAUUUGAAUUUCUUACAAAGAUCUGCUGGGGCACUUAAAAUAGAAAGAUAGGCAAAAGAUAAUUUAGAAAUAUGCUCAGAAAUAAAUUGAAAAUUGUAUUUUUAUGCUAUUCUUAGUUUGAUUUGAGAGAAAAGUGUUGUAACACUUUUCAAUUUUAGGUCAUUUUUCACAAUAAGAAUAAUUAUUCUGAAAAAGGGAAUAAGCAAGUGAUCUGAAAUUUAUGCACACAAGUUAUUGGUCUAGGCUUACAUCAAAUAGAUCAUUAAGCUCGAAAAAAUAUUUCCAGUCUGGCCAGGUCAAGAAACCUUGAUGGAGUCCAUUUAACAUAAUAAACAUUUUUUCCUUUAUUUUAGAAAUUUGUGAAAGCAUUAUUCCUGUUUUAAAUGUAGUGCAAAUGAAUUAUAUUGUUAUAUUAAAAUGAUAAAAAAAGGUAUGAAUCAAUCAAUGCUGUACAAAAUAGAUCUAUAUAUUGAUAUGUAUGAAAUCAAUAUUUUUGGCUUGUUUUUGAAGGGUAAAAACUGGUAGAAGAUGGAACAUUUAAAGUAUCAAAAAUCAGUUAAAGUAUCUAGCAUGUUUGGAAACAUAACAUACAUUUAACCAAACCAAUGACUCAUUUAUAAUGAUAAUUUGCAUAAUAUAAUAAUGAGAUUUUUUCACACACUUUAUUCAUUGUGUCAAUAUGUAGUUUAAGACACAUGGAAAAACUUUGGUAUAUAAUGGUUACUCAUUAUUAUUUUGUAAGGGUCAUGUAUAACAAACCCGCUAUUGAUAAUGUUCUUAGAGUGUUUGAAUAUGCAUAGGUAAAAUUACAAAAUGGGCUUAUGAAAAUAAAAAUUUCAGUUGUCAACAAAAGCUAUGAAACUAUCCUCACUUAGGUAACUAUCUUUUUAGCUCGACUAUUCGAUAAGAAUAAGUAGAGCUAUUGCAGUCACCCGAGCGUCAGCGUCGGCGUCGGCGUAACCACUUAUGUUAAAGUUUUUGUAAUAGUUCAAAUAUUUUCAAAGUCCAUAGACAUAUGGCUUUGAAACUUUGCACACUUGUUCACCAUCAUGACCCCAACCUGUAGACAGGAGGAGGUAACUCUAUCAAGCAUUUUGACAGAAUUAUGCCCCUUUUUCGACUUAGAAUUUACGUUAAAGUUUUUGUAAUAGUUCAAAUAUUUUCAAAGUCCAUUGACAUAUGGCUUUGAAACUUUGCACACUUGUUCAACAUCAUGACCCCAACCUGUAAACAGGAGGAGGUAACUCUAUCAAGCAUUUUGACAGAAUUAUGCCCCUUUUUCCACUUAGAAUUUACGUUAAAAAUUUUGUAAUAGUUCAAAUAUUUUCAAAGUCCAUUGACAUAUGGCUUUGAAACUUUGCACACUUGUUCAACAUCAUGACCCCAACCUGUAAUCAGGAGGAGGUAACUCUAUCAAGCAUUUUUACAGAAUUAUGCCCCUUUUUCGACUUAGAAUUUACGUUAAAGUUUUUGUAAUAGUUCAUAUAUUUUCAAAGUCCAUUGACAUAUGGCUUUGAAACUUUGCACACUUGUUCACCAUCAUGACCCCAACCUGGAAACAGGUGGAGGUAACUCUAUCAAGCAUUUUGACAGAAUUAUGCCCCUUUUUCGACUUAGAAUUUAUGUUAAAGUUUUUGUAAUAGUUCAUAUAUUUUCAAAGUCCAUUGACAUAUGGCUUUGAAACUUUGCACACUUGUUCACCAUCAUGACCCCAACCUGGAAACAGGUGGAGGUAACUCUAUCAAGCAUUUUGACAGAAUUAUGCCCCUUUUUCGACUUAGAAUUUACGUUAAAGUUUUUGUAAUAGUUCAUAUAUUUUCAAAGUCCAUUGACAUAUGGCUUUGAAACUUUGCACACUUGUUCACCAUCAUGACCCCAACCUGUAAACAGGAGGAGGUAACUCUAUCAAGCAUUUUGACAGAAUUAUGCCCCUUUUUCGAUUUAGAAUUUACGUUAAAGUUUUUGUAAUAGUUCAAAUAUUUUCAAAGUCCAUGAAACAUAUGGCUUUGAAACUUUGCACACUUGUUCACCAUCAUGACCCCAACCUGUAAACAGGAGGAGGUAACUCUAUCAAGCAUUUUUUUUACUAUCAAGCACUAAGAAUAGUCGAGCGUUGCUGUCCUACCGACAGCUCUUGUUUCUUAAGUUAUUACCUAUCGUAAAAUGCUCAAAGAAAACUCAAAACUAAACCAAAGGAAUUAUUUUUUCUUAAUGAAUACAAUGGAAUAUGCCCAGGCACUAUUGUUAUUGAAAUGUUGUUAUUACAGGUGUAUCCAUAAAAUGUCAAUAUACAUGUUUAUCAGGCUAUAACUUGGUAUAAAAUAUGAAAGUCUAUCUCAUGUGAUAAAAUACCCAAGCUUCAGAAAAAGUGAUGAUUUUUUAGCUUGUCUGUUUCAAAGAAAAGGUCAAGUUAUUAUGAUUGCUGCAUAGUUGCCUUGCUAAAUUAAUGUAGCCUAUGAUUCAAAUGAUUUUAAAAGGUAUAAGCAUGAAACUUGGCAUACUUGCUUAUCAUGACAAAGUGCAGUUAUAAGACAAAGGGUAUUAUUCUAAAAGCUUUAUUAUGGAGUUAUGCUUCUUUUAAACUUUGUUAAAAAAACUUGGUCAGAAUUUGAGCCGCAUCACGACAAAGCCAACAUAAUGGGUUUGCCACCAGCAUGGAUCCAGACCAGCCUGCGCAUCUGCGCAGUCUGAUCAGGAUCCAUGCUGUUCGCUUACCAAUCCUAUUACAAGUAGAGAAACUGAUAGCGAACAGCAUGGAUCCCGAUCAGACUGCGCGGAUGCGCAGGCUGGUCUGGAUCCAUGCUGGUCGCAAACUCAUUAUGUUGGUUUUGUCGUGACACGGCUCAUUUGUUAUUGAUAGUCAUCAUCCAUUACAGACAAGCAUACAACACAAUAUGUGGUGCUUUUGUUUAUGAAACUUUGUAAUUUUGGUGCCAAUACAUAAAAAAGCCCUGUCUUUUAUUUUAAUGUAGACUUUUAUAUGAAAUAAUGUUGUAUGUCUUUAAGUGGUGGCUAGUAAAAGCCAAGAAUUUUUCAUGAGAAAAAUUAAAACCUCCAAUGUUGUAUUUUUAUUGGAUAUGAGAUAGUGCAAUUUAUCUAUGAUACUUGUGUUCAAGGCAUUAAUUUAUAAAAAUGCUUGAUUAUUUUGGAAAUGUUAAAUAUUAGAUACUUGUCCUUUGACACAAAAUUAAUUAAUUAAUUAAUUUAUCUGAGAUAUGUGUAUGUUAUUGUUGGGGAAUAUUUAUUUUGAAGUUUAAGAAAAAAAUGCUAAAUAUGUAGAAAAGGUGUUUUGCUGAUAGAUGUUUGAUAGAAAAAAUGUACAUGUAUUGUUUUUUUUUAAAAAAAGCUUGCCUUAAUUUAGUUUUAUAAAAGGUUUUUUUUUUCUAAUGGAAAUAUAUUGGUUGAAGUUGGAGUGUGACAGGUUAGGCAGCUGGGUGACAACAGUUUCUUCUGUAUUUAACUUUUCUGUCAUUUCUAGAGACAUUUUAACUGAUUUCCUCAGAAUGAUUUUCAUCAAGUGACCCCGCGCAUAUGGCUAGGAAUUUGUGAUUUGAUCAUUUUACAUGAUUUUGGCCUUGCUCUCAAUAUAUAAAAUUAGUUUCGUGGAAAUCCAGAUUUUGUUGCAAUUUACUAUGAUUUUGAUUUGUAAUCUGUUAAACUUGAUUUUGACUUGUUUACCAUUUUUGUAAAAUAAAAAAAGAUUUAUUUUUAUGAAAUGUAUCAAUGCCUACUUUUGAAAAUGGAAUGACCCAGUGUUAUCUUUUGGGUUUUCUAUAUCCAAAGACUCAUAGAUCUUGAUUUAAAUAACCAAUACAUAAGGGUAUGGUCGAACUGCACAUUUAAUUAAGAAUGCUGACCUCCUGGCAUAAACUGUUACUAUCAUUGUUUACUUAGUUCUCAAAAAUGGAUUUGUACCUGAAAUAAUCUAUUUUUUCUUAACCUUUCUCAUGUCUUGAUAUAGUAAACGUUUUUGAAUGUAGAAUAUAUCUGUAUAUAUAGUUGCUUUACACACAAAGGUGCAAUAAUUUUUCAAAUUUCACUUGUUUUCAUAUUAGCUUGCUUUAUAUGCCCCCAGAUUGAUAUAUCAGGAGGGCAUGUUGUUUUUAGUCUGCGUGUUUUUCUGUUUUGUGUGUCUGUUGAAAUUUUUUAAGCCAUGACCAACAUACGCAAAGAUAAAGAGUAAUAUAGAAUCACUAAAGAAUGCACAUAAUGACAAAAUUGUAAAUGUUGCAGGCUCAGUUUGAUUGAGCCUGUUCACGGACAGUCCUAGAUAGUGCAAGUUACUGUCCACGCCCACCUUAAGCCGUAUUCAACAUUUAAUAUGAAAUGGUAAAAUUGGAAUUUAGAAACAUCCGUAGAUGUGUUUGUAUGGGGGUUAUCAUGGAACCUUCAAUGUGACAUGUAAGUGCCAUAUGGUUCCCAAGUAAAAGAAUGUGCCAUAAACAAGAAAACAAUGGGCGGAACUAAAUAAAAUGAACAGGAUGUCCUACCACCUUUAAACUUUCAAACUUCAAAGGCGCUUGUAUGUUAAUGAGCUCUACCAGCCAGACUGGCUUUGAGGUUGCAUAGCCAAAGGUCAAGGUCAACAGGGUCAAGGACCCAAUGGCAUUCAUUUGAACUAGCAUUUGUUGUAUAUUAGAUUUGUUUUACAUGUAUUUAUAUUUUUUAUCAAUGUUCAGAACUUUGCUUCACUAGUUGUUGAUGAUAUACAUUUAUAUUAAUUAAGCUGAUGUUACCUUAAUGCAAUAACAGGUUAACUCCUAUUAAAUUAGAUGGGAUUUAAUAUGUUAUUGCAUUAAUAUGAUUAUGUGUUUGUAUUCUCCAAAAUUUAUAGUCUGAAAUAAUAUGAGAUUGUCAACAAUAAAAAUUUUACCCUACAACUGCCUGUUAGAUAAAAUUCUAGCUUGUAAAUAAACUUAACAGUUGGUGAUAGUGCUUUUGGUUUUAAUUAAUGAAUGUACAUUUGGCUAUUGAAUGAAAAUAAUAUAUUUGUAAGGCAUGUCAGUACAGUAAACUCCACUUAUAACGAUAUCACUUAUAAUAAUAUAUCACUUAUAAUGGUAUCGCUUAAUACCAUGUACCACCUAUAAUGAUAUCACUAAUUAGAUAUACCACUUAAAACAAUGUUGAUGCAGCGGGCUCAACUCUUGUUUUCAAAUUUUUGCUUCUUUUACAUGUAUAUCCUGGUAUAAUGGUAUGAAUUUGGCGGUCCCCUGAAAAUCGCAUUUAGCGGAGUUUACUGUAUUGAUAAAGAUAAUUAUAAAUUCUGCUGUGUCAUUAUCAGUUAUCUUGCCACUUUUUUAUCAUAUACUUGAUUCAUGAUAUGUUGUACAUUUUUUUUAACACUGCGUAAAGGCAAAGGACAAAAUUAUGUUUGUUUGUUGUCUCCUGACAUAUUCCAUAGUAACUGUACUGAAAAAUUAAUCAUCAUAAAUUUCGAAAAUUAUUUGUUCAAUGAAGACAUAAGAAACAGCAUAUGAGGGUAAAAUUAUUUGGUUAUUAGUUGAACUAUACAAAAGAAAAAUGGGUAAAGAGAUAGAAAACAAAUAUAACUUCUAUCAUGCUUAAUUUUAGUGCUAUCUUUAAAAUGAUGUAUACUUGAUAUGUGUGAAUGCCUGUUAAAAAGAGAUAUGUUAAUUCUAUGUGAGAGUAUGAUUAAAUAGGGAUAUAACUGCCUCGGCUGAAUUUUGGUAAAAAGAAUGUUAAAAGGUAUACUGCUUUUUCAAGCGAAUUUGGCUAAAAUGGAAUACAUGUAUAUUAAUAUAUAAUAUUAUAUAUUUAUUCCCUAUGAAAUGAGGAUAUAUUUUGAUUUUAAAGGUAUGUAAAAACAACAUGAUUCAUCUUUGUCAAAAAAAAAAUCAGAUUGUUUAUAAAUAAUGAUUUAUUUCAAAGAUGAUUCGAUAACUUUUUUUGCUUACUUACACAUUGUUAAUAAUUGUGAAUAGAGGAAAAUAUGUGAAUGUGAUAAAUGUGGUUCAAGAAAAAAUUAAUUUGUACAUAUCCAAUUAUGUAAGAUGUUUAUACAGGGUGUCAAACCAAAUACAUGAUUAUUAUACAA
Molecule: messenger RNA, 8178 nt
Organism: Ruditapes philippinarum (Manila clam)
Lineage: Eukaryota; Metazoa; Mollusca; Bivalvia; Venerida; Veneridae
Product: protein GDAP2 homolog
Exons: 12
Coding region: 106-1728 (540 amino acids)
Source: RefSeq, a predicted model, not a curated record